Molecule: messenger RNA, 2553 nt
Organism: Eremothecium sinecaudum
Lineage: Eukaryota; Fungi; Ascomycota; Saccharomycetes; Saccharomycetales; Saccharomycetaceae
Exons: 1
Coding region: 1-2553 (850 amino acids)
Biological process (GO): macroautophagy
Cellular component (GO): fungal-type vacuole membrane
Source: RefSeq, a predicted model, not a curated record
AUGAUUUACUGGAAAACAUCUCUCCAACUUCUUUUAAUUUGUUUUAUUAGUGGGGUAUUAACUGCAAUAAGCAAGGUUUCUGAAGUCAGUAUCUCCAAAUCCAAUUUAAAACCCUUUGCAAGUGAUACACAACGUGCACAGUUCACCACUGUUGUAGAUAUACUUUCAAAUGAUGUUCAAUUUUCUACAUUUCUUCGGUUUGUACAACGAAAAGGGCAUAUUCCGUAUUUGAAUGAACAUCAACAAUUUACGCUGCUUGCACCUAUAAAUUCAGCUUUUAUAUCGAUUGCUGAAGCUGAUGUUUUAUCUAUAUUAGAAAAUACUAGCAUUUCGAGGUUCAUUGUUGAUGGGCACGUUAUUGACACCUCUGAAUACGAGUUGGGGGUGCAUAUAUUUUUCAAGGAUUCCGUCCCUCAUCUAAUAAAUGUAACAAAUAAUGGACUUAUCACGAUUGAUAGUGUGGAAGUAGUUGAAAAGAAUCUAUUUCCAAACUUUCAGGAUGCCGUGGUACAAGGAGUAAGUUCUGUGCCACCAAUGUUGCCAAAUUUGGGGGAGCAAUUAGAAUCUCUAAAGUAUAAGGGCGGAAAUAUCAAGCUCGAUAAGAUGCGACAUCUACUGAGUUUAUCUGGCUAUGACCUUAGUCAUAGAAUAAUAAAUAGUACGGUAAUCAUCCCAACAGAUGACUGUCUAAGCAGAAACUUUGAUGAGCUAGAAUUAAGUUACCUGAUGCAGCAUCAUAACGGGGUUACCGGUAACUGGGCCGAGGACAAGCGGUUUUUAGUGCAAAAGCUGAUAUUAAAAGGUAUCUACGGAGGAAUUAUAGACCCUAUGAAUGUUACUAGUCUUAAUCAUGAAGAGGUAAAAUUAUCGUCAUUUAAUAAUGGAAGAACACACAUGGUCAAUGGGACGGCCACAGUACUCGGAAAUCAACUUUAUGAAACAGGAAUCAUACACGUAGUAACAGAUUUAAGAGGUUUAAGAAAUGGUAUAAAUUUCACAGCUACGAAGUACUUGCUUGGAUUAAAUGCCUCUGGUUUUGUUGAAGAGAUUUAUAACAAAAACUUGCAACAUUUGAUCGAUGAUCCAAACGAGAAACCAACGAUAUUCAUGCCGAAGAAUAUGAAUAAUGAAACUAUUGAUUUUACGAGGAACAGCCUGCUUUAUCACUUUUCUAAUAGCAAGAUUUUACUUCAGCAAGAUUUUCCUGAUGAUUCGGAUAUACCAAUUGCGGCUAAAAUGUAUAAAUCUCUGUUAUGUUCGAGUAAAAGACUGGGGGGAGAGUGUCAACGUUUAAAGAUAUCAAAGAAUAAGGACGGUUUUUUUCUGAACGACAUUUUUCGCAUAUGUGAUGCAACGCCAAGAGAAAUAGAUGGUAGGCUUCUGUAUGUUAUAGACGAAGGCUUAGAGCUUCCAGGUGGAAUCGUUCAAUCCGUUAGUCCUCUACUUCAUUGUUCAAAAUCGUUGGAGUUGUUACGAAGAGCUGAACUUUUAAAUUUAAAACCAAACAGUCAUGGUUAUACUAUAUUUAUUCCCUGCUUUAACUAUUGGGAUUCAUGGGGAAUUAAUUUUGAGUACCUACAACGAAAUUUGACAGCCUUGAACAUCUUUAUUAAGAAUAUGGUAUAUGAAGGUUUAGUAUACACAGAUAUGCCGUCAGGAACAGUUUCUCUCAGCAAUUUAGCAGGACACUCUGUAGUUGCUAAACUAGAAGAAAAUGCUAGUCCAAAUGAAAGAGUUAUCAAGCUAUCCAAUCUAGACGAUGCCAUAAAAGUGAAGACAUCUAGUGAUCUUAUUUUUAAUAAUGGAGUUGUUCAUGCAUUGCAAAGUGUGUCAUAUCCAAAAUUGUUAACAAUAUCCACUCAGAAUUUACUCGAAACCACUGCUAGUGGUUUCGUGACUUUGCUGGAAAAGUUUGAAGAUAUUCAACAAUUAAUUCACGCCAACAAUGUUUCCUUCUUGGUACCAUCCGAUGCACGACUUAUUAAUGAGGGAAUCACUCAAAACUCUACUCAGCUAGAAGAUUUCAUCAGACUUCACACUAUACCAAAUGCAUACACAGAUUCACUACUUUCCUGUAAUGGAACCAUCGGCACCAUUUUGAACCAACAGUUAUUAUGCCUGGAAGUUAUGCCUGGUAAUUAUGUACUUAAGAUACAGGAUGGCCAAGAUAAAGAAGUACGGAUUUUGAAUAGGGGAUGCACAACAGACAAUAAAUCAUGUGUUUUCAUGAUCGAUAGACCGCUAUCUCUGUCAUGGAUUAACAAGGAAAAAUACCAUCUUCAGCUUCCGGGCUUAUCAUUUGCAAUUGGUUUAGUACUAGGGAUAUUAAUCUCAUUUGUGCUUUUAGCUUGUGUUGUUGUCGUUUGGAACUCCAAAAUGCCAAAUUUCGCUGUUCCAUUAAGUGACAAUAAUGAGGAAGUUACUCCUCUAUUACAAGGUGAUGUUACUAAUAUCCGUACAGAAGGUCAAAAUUAUCAAACUAACAAAAGUGCCGAUGUAGCGGGUCAUGACACAGGGCUAAUAUCCGAAGCAAAUAAUAAACCACAUAAAUAA